Nematostella vectensis (starlet sea anemone) is the source of this 3179-nucleotide messenger RNA. RefSeq lists its product as uncharacterized. Gene Ontology annotation, biological process: G protein-coupled receptor signaling pathway. The coding region runs from base 684 to 2705 and encodes 673 amino acids. The transcript has 7 exons. Lineage: Eukaryota; Metazoa; Cnidaria; Anthozoa; Actiniaria; Edwardsiidae. The record is from RefSeq and is a predicted model, not a curated record. Gene Ontology annotation, molecular function: G protein-coupled receptor activity. Gene Ontology annotation, cellular component: membrane.
CAGUAACUACAUCAUACAAUUACCUCCGUUUGUUCAUGAUCUUACGUUUUAUGACAAAAAACAAUAAAGCAUGAGCUACUUAGACUUUAUUUGAGAAAUAAGGGAAGGUACGGCUUGAUGGAGUAACAUAUUCCAUCUCAAAAUAAAAGGAACUAGAAAAUGAGCGCGCUGAGCAGGUAACAACCAAAAAAAGCUUAAUUUAGGCUCCAAGACAACGACUCCAAUCAAUCGCUAUGCAAAACAAUUAGCAACUAUUGAUUCCCGACAUUGAUUAGAUUAUCUAUUACUUAAUCUUUUCUCAAAUACAAACGUUAUACAAGUUUUAACAAGUUUUAUUCUACCGAAAAAUUAAAACUGAUAUAGAAUUUUCUUCACAGUACAAAAGUGUAUUUUAGAGGGCACUAAUCCCUCAUGCAAAAUGAGAAUUCAAUAGACUUUGUAGAAAACAACUUUUAUCAAAACGCACAUUUCAGGCUUUCAAGAUUUGGUCAGCCAGGCGAUAGAGGAUGUCCAAUGUUAAUUGAUUCUGAAUCCUCAAAUGACAAGGGAAGUUGAACAGCUCUAAUGGUGUAUGCCUUGCCUUGCCGCUCCGUGCUUUUUAGUGCAUCUCAGCGGUCUGCCGUGCCAUGAAAAUGUGUCCACAAUUGAUCUUUCUUCACAGCAGCGUGCUAUGAGUGACGCCAAUGUUAUUGACUUCAAUAAUUGGGUUUUUCUCAUUCACUGUCUGCUCUCUGAAUCGAGGGAAAUAUUUAGAAGAUUACGGCCCAAGCUCGAAAGCAUUUCCAAUGCACGGAAUGGACUGGAUUAUAGUUCUUCUCUUCCUUUUUCGAGCCUCUACGCAAACUCAAGCUAGAGGGAACUGCUCCCUUCACCCCUGCCCUGGGGAUUGCGUUUGUUGCUCUGAUGGAAAAGUCAAAUGUAAUGUCAGCAGUGCGCUUAUCAGUCCGUUUCUGCUGCCAAGCAACACAAAAAGCCUAACACUUGUUGGUCAUGAUGUCUCCAGAAUAGGUCCUCAAGUGUUUAGUGGCCUAAUGCAGCUAGAAUCACUAAAUCUAAGCUUUAUUGGUAUGCAAGAGUGGGCAGUUCAACCACCAGCACUGAUGUCUCUGAGAUUACUAGAUCUCUCAGGUAACCACAAGUUUAUGUUGAAGCCAGCUCUGUUGCAGUUACUUCCAUCCUUGGUGAAGAUAAGGGGAGCAACUUGGAGCGAGCAAUGCACAGACUGUACUCUUACGAAACCUGAUCCAAUCAUCAUGUUACCAUCAAGUUCCUAUAACCUCGUGAAUGCGACACGAUCACCUAUUGAUAAAUUUACGAACACGACACGAUCACCUAUUGAUAAAUUUACGAACACGACACGAUCACCUAUUGAUGACCUCGCGAAAACAACACGAUCAAGUAUCGAUCACUCUGGAAAUAUCUCCAAAAGAAAUCACAGUAUCUCUAGUGUUGCACCAACUGAAGACGAAUGGGAAGGAUGGGUAGAAGCGACUUUGGCCCCCUGCGAAGGUACUCCGAACAUAGCGUUCCAAUUUGCAAGUAUUGGAUUCAAAUCCCAUUGUCAAGACAACGAGGAAGUUUGUGCAAUGACAUGCGAGCUCAUAAACAACUAUGAAAAUGGAAUUGUCAGGAAAUUAUUCCUUACACUUUACCCACUAGGCGUGCUCGGAAUGCUUAUCAAUUCCAUUGUCAUAGCAACCAUUAUCACGUCAAAAAAGCUCCGUAAGAAUGUGUCCAUGAUCCUCUUCGCCAAUAUGUCGGCCUGUGACAUCAUGCUGGGUAUCUACUCAAUCCUCGCUGCCAAACACGAGUUCGCAUUCAAGAGAAAGGGCAAAGCGCCUUAUGAUGCUUGCAAAGCCGCUACGGCCUUGUUUACUAUCGGAGAAAUGGUAUCCGUGACAACGGCGGUUUUGAUGACGGUUGAAAAGUACUUGGCGAUUUUAUACUGCAUGGAGCCUGACAAGCGAAUGAGAAGAAAACAUGUCGCGGGAACCCUGUGUGCUGCUUACGUAACAUCGCUUCUAUAUUCGCUCAGCAUCGUCUACUCAGACAUGGGCUACUCAAUGACCCUCCACUGUUCAUUUCCGGUGAAUGCCGAAGACCAGACAAAGCAGUUCAUACUCGUCAACACGCUCCUUAUAUGGCUCUACUUGACCACGAUACCGCUGUACGUGCGGAUUGCCGUCUUUGUCAGUCGCUCCGGGGCACAGGCUGGGAUAAAAAGGGAUGCAGCGUUGGCUAAGAACUUGGCGGUGUUGAUCGGCAUCAACCUUAUUUUCUUCAUUGCGCCCAUGUCCUUAAUUAUCGUCAACAUUCUCUUGAACAAAGGGCAUACUGUGAUCCAUACAAACUUGCCGACCCUCCACUACAUCGUGUACGCGUGGUUGCCGUACGUCUGUCUUGCUGUUAACUCGGUAAUCAACCCAUUCAUCUACGUGUUAAGACGGCGACAGUUUCGCCGGGAAUUUAUUGCCUGCGCAUGCGUGGACCUUCGACUUACUACACAUAUUCAAAGAGCGUUCUCAUUCAUCUCUCUUUCGACAAGACGAACUUCCACUGCAACACCCACAAGCCCACGCGGCGAGGUCUAUAACAUGUCUCAGCACCCGGAACCUAAGCGCAUGCGCAUAAACUCGCAAAUCGUUGCCGGGGCGCCGCCUAGCAACGCCGUCGUACUGUGCAAGUUCUCGGACAAGAGUUUGUAAUAUAGUGGCGGUCCGGGCAGACAUGGGUGAUGAGUCAUCUUAAACAAUGUCGAUGAGUCAAUAAUUUGUAAUCUAUAUGUAUUUGGUGCAUGUGAUACUUCUCCUUCGCGUUAAAAGAAAUGUAUUUGCGUUUUUACAGCCACAAAUUAACGGCCAUAUGGAUAUAUGCUGGUAUAUAUUGGUUAUGUAAUCUAUAUGUACAUAGUGCAUGUAAUAGUUCUUCUUCGCGUGUUUUUUUACAGCCACAAAUUCACGGCCAUAUAUUGGUAUUUAUUGAUCCCCUGCCUCUUAAUCUGUUAACAGCAGCUCUGAUGACAACCAAGAACAGCUGCUAAGUAGCCUACCUGUGCCUCGAUAAAUCCUAGAUCAGUCCAUGGUAAUAUAGCUCCAACCUUUUCAAGCUAUACUAUGCACGUGACCACUUCCGCUUAAAGUGCCCAAAAUAAAAUAAAUAAAAUAGAAAAGAAACCAUCA